Molecule: messenger RNA, 2745 nt
Organism: Arctia plantaginis
Lineage: Eukaryota; Metazoa; Arthropoda; Insecta; Lepidoptera; Erebidae
Source: the annotation of a GenBank genome assembly
AUGCCUAAUCCAAGCAGAAAUCUAUUGGAUAACAAAGACAAGGAGCAUAUGGAAUUUGAGGCUUCGAUGAACGAGAGAUUACGAUUAACGUGCAGCUUGAAGCCGACCACGGAUAAGGGAGCGGUCCUUUGGUAUAAAGAUGGACAACUGGUGGACACUCAAAGAAGCAGGGUGGUGCAACAGCGGCAAUGGUUAAGAAUAAAAGGAUUUCGACUCAAAGACGAAGGGACUUACACGUGUCGUACUGAUACUGAUGGUUUCAAAGAGAUGGCUGUGGUGAUAAAGUUGAAACAGAACAAUUUUCAUGAUUUGUCUGGUUUUCAAGCUGACAUGGGUGAACGCUCUCUGCCAGAGACGCUAUCUCAGAUUAAAAGUGGACUGCUUAUUGAAAACAAUACCUUAGAUGAAAACGUUACAGAAAUUAACCGACGAUUCCCGAAAGAUGAAGAUCCUGAUGAAAAGUCAGAAAAAGACCAUCCCAACUAUGGGCACAUUGAUGACGAACUAGAGCGUUUCGCUCCAAAGUUCAAGCACCCAACAAAAAUGUAUAAGAUGGAUAUGAAACCAGCCGGUAACUCUAUAAGACUAAGAUGUGCCGCGGAAGGUAACCCUACUCCAAAUAUAACUUGGUACAAGAAUAAGAGUACUCCAAUCGCAAGGUCUUACUUUCAACCUUCGUAUGGCAAGUGGUCCAUGGCUCUUGAGGAGCUCACCAAGGCUGACAAUGGAAACUACACCUGCGUUGUUUGUAACGAGCUAGGCUGCAUCGAGCAUACUAUGGUGUUACUUGUCCAAGAACGCUACCCUUCGAAGCCAUACAUCAAAGAGGGUUAUCCUGGCAACAUUACGGUUUUAGUUAACGAAACCGUGGUACUUUCAUGCCCUCCAGUCUCCGACCUUGAACCUUACAUGUAUUGGGUUAAACCCUUUAAUUACUCUUUGAGAGAUGUCGAGGUCGGACCCAGUGAUAUGCCGAUACCAAAUGGAGUUGUGAUAGAGGUCACUGAUUCUUUUCAUUUGGGUGAUGGGCUACCACUAAAAGGUGGCGAGCGUCUUUACGCGAAGCCGGUGUUGACUCGUGGUGCGGAGAAUGUGACGGUUUUGGUCGGAGAGACAGUUCGGUUCAGCUGUCAGUUCCUCACUGACAUGCACCCCUCGAUCUUUUGGCUGUAUUUCACCAGAGACGAUUACAUUUACAACUAUACCGUCGAUCCUAACGAUACGUCCGCCAAGGAGACCAUUGUUUACUACGAUAUGAACAAAAUUGUGUCGAGCCAGAACCCAGAAGAUAAACCAGAACAACUAACUAUAUAUAAUGUAACCAAGGAAGACGAGGGCUGGUACGUUUGUGUGGCCCUUAACACUCUUGGAAAUACCACGGCCAAAGGAUUCCUGACAGUUUUAGAAUCACCACCCGUUCAAGAAGCACCUGAUCACGGAAAACAUACAUUACUGAUCAACAUUCUGACUGCUGUCCUCGGCGCUAUGUUCUUCGUAGCAGCUAUCAUUGUGGUGAUGAUCUGCAAGAAGUUGAAGCGGGAAAAAGAACAAAAGCAAUUAGCCAUAGAAACCGCUAGAGCUGUGAUAGUGACACACUGGACUAAGAAGGUGACGGUAGAGAAGCCGCAAAUUAAUGGAUCACCUACCACUACCGGUGAAUCUUUGCUAAUGCCAGUAGUGAAGAUUGAAAAGCAGAAGCUCUCACAAGUCCAGAAUAAUACAAGCGACUCAAUGAUGAUGUCAGAAUAUGAGUUACCUAUGGACAUCGACUGGGAAGUACCUCGGGAAAUGCUGGCGUUAGGCAAGAUAUUGGGAGAAGGAGAGUUUGGCAAGGUCGUGAAGGCAGAGUGUGUGGGUAUACUAAAACCAGGAAUGCAGUCUGUUGUAGCCGUUAAAAUGUUGAAAGAAGGCCACACGGAUGCGGAGAUGAUGGCAUUAGUAUCAGAAAUGGAAAUGAUGAAAAUGAUCGGGAAGCAUGUAAACAUUAUUAACUUGCUGGGAUGCUGUACUCAAGAUGGACCGCUAUACGUCAUUGUUGAAUAUGCACCCAACGGUAAUCUGAGAGAGUUCUUGAGGAAUCAUCGACCUGGGAAUAGAUACGAAUCACCAAUAGAAGAAUUGAAAGAGAAAAAGACGCUUACUCAAAAGGAUUUAGUGUCAUUCUCAUACCAAGUUGCUAGAGGAAUGGAAUAUUUAGCUUCUAGACGUUGCAUCCAUCGGGAUUUAGCCGCUCGCAACGUUUUAGUCUCCGACGAUUGCAUUCUCAAGAUUGCUGACUUCGGUCUAGCAAAAGAUGUUCAAAAUAAUGACUACUACAGAAAGAAGACUGAAGGAAGGUUACCAGUGCGGUGGAUGGCGCCGGAGUCUUUGUAUCAUAAAGUUUUUACUACCCAAACUGACGUCUGGUCAUUUGGUGUACUCCUAUGGGAGAUAAUGACUUUAGGCGGUACGCCAUACCCUACUGUACCGGGACAAUAUAUGUAUCAGCAUCUCAGUGCAGGCCACCGAAUGGAGAAGCCGCCUUGCUGUAGUCUUGAAAUAUACAUGCUAAUGCGCGAGUGCUGGUCAUUUUCUCCCGGUGAUCGACCUUCCUUCACCGAACUAGUGGAAGACCUAGACAAAAUUCUCACAGUGACAGCGAACCAGGAAUACCUAGACCUCGGUCUUCCUCAACUAGACACCCCGCCAUCAAGCUACGAUGGCUCUGGUGAUGAAAGUGAUAGUGACUUUCCGUUUAUCAAAUAA